Iphiclides podalirius (scarce swallowtail) is the source of this 504-nucleotide messenger RNA. The record is from the annotation of a GenBank genome assembly. NCBI's taxonomy places the organism in Eukaryota, Metazoa, Arthropoda, Insecta, Lepidoptera, Papilionidae.
AUGUUGGAGAUUGCCUCGUCGCUUCUGCAUGGCAUGGCGCCCAUCAUGGAGCGUUUGCCCCCCCAGCUUGAGGUGAAGGUCAGCUGGGCUUCCGCAAUCAGACAUAAGCAGGCCACCAAGAAGAAUACAAAGCAGACCUUGGACAUUUUGCGUUACGCCGCGUCGCGGUUCUUCUGGAAAGUUCCUUGUCUACUGGAGACGCUCAGAGUUGCGAAAGCUAUCACCGCCCCACACCACCAGCUCUCCUUACUGGCUGUGAGAGGUAGCGCUAUCAACGACUUCUGCUCUGAUGUAAAUAGAACCAGCUCGACUAAAUGCAAAGAUUUUAUGAAGGGCAUGACAGGAGACUACAGCUAUACCCGAGUAAAGAUGGGGGUACAAGAUCGGAGCAAGAGGGCGGACUCACUGCGGUUUCGCCGCAGUGAGUCCACCCUCUUGCUCCACGGCAUCAAAUCAAGUAUGGAGUCGAUGGACGGCGCUAGGAGUGUGUCUGACGAAGCACAG